ACGGAUAUCUCCUCGACCUCUUCGGCAAAAAUCAAGCUUGACACUCUUUGCCAUCUGACAGGAGUUCGGAGAAAGAAUCCGGUUCGACAGGGUACAAUGCUAUCCAGACGCUGCGCGGACGGCACAUCUGCCGCAACAUCCUUCAUUCAGCUCGCCAAACGACGAUACUCCGCGGCUCCCUUGCAUGCACAGCAAACACCUCUGGAAUUCCUCAUACCGCGCAGAGCUUCCCAGGCUUCACGACUCCAAAGUGCCUGCUCUCCCACUCGACUCGGACAGCGCUUAUUAAUAACACAAGUCUCGAAAGCAUCCUUUCUACCUAUCGGCCUGAAUUCACCCAGUCGACCGUUCACAGCCUCCACAGCCCGACUCGCCACAAUAUGCGUUCGAAAUCCCGUCAAGGAUGAAGAAGGCAAAGAAAUGAAGUUGGAGAUAACUCCACGGGCGGCUCAGCGACUCUCCGAAAUCAUGGCGAAGGACAAAAAUCCCAAUCUGGCGUUGCGGAUUCGAGUUGAGAGUGGAGGCUGCCACGGUUUCCAGUAUCUCAUGAGUCUCAUUACGAUGCCUACGGGAGAGGGACUCGAAUCAUCGACCAUUCUGAAUGAGGACGACAGCAUCUUCCAAUACGUCCCGGACGAAACGGAGUCUACUUCUCCGCCACCGAAUAGCCCGAAGAUCGUACUUGACGAGCCCUCACUGGAGCUGUUAACCGGCAGCAAGGUGGAUUUCACGCAAGAGUUGAUUGGGUCACAAUUCAAAAUUGUUGACAACCCAUACGCUUCGAGCAGCUGUGGGUGCGGGACAAGUUUCGAUAUUAAGGCGUAGACCUCAUUUGCAUUUGUCAAAUCUGCAAAACCGCGCUUAACUGAAGAUACUGGCUGAAGAUACCCACAUUGUAUGCUGCUCAAGGUGUCACGGGGA
This is a messenger RNA of Trichoderma reesei QM6a, 921 nucleotides long. RefSeq lists its product as uncharacterized. Gene Ontology annotation, cellular component: mitochondrion. Bases 97 to 825 code for a protein of 242 amino acids. Gene Ontology annotation, biological process: iron-sulfur cluster assembly. The transcript has 2 exons. NCBI's taxonomy places the organism in Eukaryota, Fungi, Ascomycota, Sordariomycetes, Hypocreales, Hypocreaceae. Gene Ontology annotation, molecular function: iron ion binding; 4 iron, 4 sulfur cluster binding; 2 iron, 2 sulfur cluster binding. The record is from RefSeq and is a predicted model, not a curated record.